CUCGCGCCGCCCGCGGUAAUGGCGGACGGGAAUUAUGUAAGAGUCGCCCGUUGUUGUUUUAAAUGAGAAAAUGCGAUUCUCGAGUGUCCGUAUACAUUGUAUAGAUUGCGUACGAUGUGGGAUCGAUACUGAUGUAGCGAUGUGUGUCUUUUGUUCAUAAAUAUUAUCUUGGAACCAUCCGGGCUGCGGUCAGUAAGUAAUUCAUUCCUUCAGAGGCACAGCACAGACAUUAAGGCACGUUAACGUGCCGUCCGAGUGAAAGAGACCGACAAAAUCGAAACUUCCUAUAAAACGCCUUAUAUGGAGCGAGACGGGCUUACGGCGCGUGCUCCGUCACGUAUUAGAACCUACAUAAUACACGAAUGUAGAUAAUAGCACGGGAACAGAUAAAGCAAAUUCGGAACGCCUAGGCCCGAGUGUAGACUAUCGCCUAACUAUCCAAGUGGACGGUGCUCGUAUGAACUUGCCUUAAUACUUCUUUUUUUUUUUUUCGUAAUGUGUCUGAAAGUGUAGUUGCGCCCGCGUCCGUGCUUGUAGGUUUAGUUUAGGAUAUAUAUAGGAAAUAAAUAUAAAGGAAGGCGGUGGGGACGGUGUGUGCGUGCGCCGGGGUGUGCUCGACGAGGGUGAUGCAGCGGAGGCCGUGCAGGCGCAUCGGACGGGAAGCAGGGAAGCUCACGGUGCUGGUCUGACGACACUCUACAGGUCGUAACCUGCAGCAUAAUAGGGAGCCAUACGCCGAGGCGGAAAAACGGGUGCGACACGCACUCGUGAUCUAGAGGGUUGUCGGGCUUGGUGCGGGCGGCGGCCGCGGGCCCGGCACCAUGGCCACCGUGGAGGGAAGGCCGGCGCAAUAUGGCGUCUCCCUUCGGCAGCUGCGCGAGCUGAUGGAGACGCGCGGCGCCGAGGGCAUGGCCAAAAUCAACGCGCUCGGUGGACCGCAAGAAUUAUGCAAGAAACUCUACACAUCUCCCACAGACGGUCUUAGCGGUUCGAAGGCUGACCUGCAGCAUCGGCGGGAAGUGUUCGGUUCAAACUUGAUCCCGCCGAAGCCACCCAAGACUUUCCUGACGCUAGUAUGGGAGGCUCUGCAGGAUGUCACCCUUAUUAUCCUAGAAGUUGCUGCUGUUGUUUCAUUAGGAUUGAGUUUUUACAAGCCCGCAGAUGACCCCAAUGAUGCGGACCCUGCACAUUUGGACGAAGAGGAGGGCCACUACCAGUGGAUCGAGGGUCUGGCCAUCUUAAUAUCGGUUAUAGUCGUCGUCAUAGUAACAGCGUUUAAUGAUUACACGAAAGAAAGGCAAUUCAGAGGUCUGCAGUCUCGGAUAGAAGGCGAGCACAAGUUCGCCGUGAUCCGCGGCACGGAGGUCAAACAGGUGCCCAUCAGCGAGAUCGUCGUCGGCGACAUAUGUCAGAUCAAGUACGGAGAUCUGCUUCCGGCCGACGGUAUCCUGCUGCAGAGCAACGAUCUUAAGAUUGACGAGUCAUCCCUGACGGGAGAAUCGGACCAUGUCAAGAAGGGUGAAACAUUUGAUCCCAUGGUGCUAUCCGGUACACACGUUAUGGAAGGUUCCGGCAAGAUGUUAGUGACAGCCGUGGGGGUGAACUCCCAGGCCGGCAUCAUUUUCACGCUGCUCGGUGCUGCUGUCGACAAGCAGGAGAAGGAAAUUAAACAGAAGAAGAAAGAGGAGAGAAAGCAGCAACGCAAAGGGACCCAGCGCAAGAGCAUCCCCGGUGAGGAGGAGGGAGUGGGGGGCGUGGGCGCCAACCACGCGCCGCCCGACGACAACCACGCGCCGCCCGCCGCCGACAAGCCGCCGCCAGAGCCGCAACACAAGAAGGAGAAGUCCGUGCUGCAGGCCAAACUUACCAAGCUCGCUAUACAGAUCGGUUACGCCGGCUCGACGAUCGCCGUCCUCACGGUCAUAAUCCUGGUCAUACAGUUCUGCGUCCGGACGUUCGCCAUAGAGGGCAAGCCGUGGAAGGCGACCUACAUCAACAACCUGGUGAAGCACCUCAUCAUCGGUGUGACGGUGCUGGUCGUCGCCGUGCCCGAGGGGCUGCCGCUCGCUGUCACACUCUCGCUUGCUUAUUCCGUAAAGAAAAUGAUGAAAGACAACAAUCUGGUGCGCCACCUGGACGCCUGCGAGACCAUGGGCAACGCCACCGCCAUCUGCUCGGACAAGACCGGCACGCUCACCACCAACCGCAUGACGGUCGUGCAGUCGUACAUCUGCGAGAAGCUGUGCAAGGUGACGCCCAACUACCGCGACAUCCCGCCGCCCGUCGCCGACCUCAUCGUGCAGGGCGUGGCGCUCAACUCCGCCUUCACCUCCAGGAUCAUGCCAUCACAAGAUCCAACGAUGCCAUCCAUGCAAGUCGGUAACAAAACUGAAUGCGCCCUUCUCGGAUUCGUCCUGGCUCUAGGGCAGAGCUACGAAGCCGUCAGAGAAAGUCAUCCUGAAGAGUCGUUCACCAGGGUGUACACCUUCAACUCGGUGCGGAAGAGCAUGUCCACCGUCAUACCGCACAACGGCGGCUACAGGCUCUACACUAAGGGAGCUUCGGAGAUCGUGCUUAAAAAGUGCGCCUUCAUCUACGGGCACGAGGGCCGCCUGGAGAAGUUCACGCGCGACAUGCAGGAGCGGCUCGUGCGCCAGGUCAUCGAGCCCAUGGCCUGCGACGGGCUGCGGACCAUCUCCGUGGCCUACCGGGACUUCGUGCCCGGGAAGGCGGACAUCAACCAGGUGCACGUGGACCAGGAGCCGCACUGGGACGACGAGGACAACAUCGUGAACAACCUGACCUGCCUCUGCGUUGUAGGGAUCGAGGACCCCGUGAGGCCCGAGGUUCCAGAGGCCAUCCGCAAGUGUCAGAAGGCCGGCAUCACGGUGCGCAUGGUGACGGGAGACAACGUGAACACCGCGCGCUCCAUCGCCAUGAAGUGCGGCAUCCUCAGGCCCACGGACGACUUCCUGGUGCUCGAGGGGAAGGAGUUCAACCGACGCAUUCGGGACGCCAACGGAGAGGUGCAGCAGCAGCUGGUGGACAAGGUGUGGCCCAGCCUGCGCGUGCUGGCGCGCUCGUCGCCCACGGACAAGUACACGCUCGUCAAGGGCAUGAUCGAGUCCAAGGCCUUCGACACGCGCGAGGUGGUGGCCGUCACCGGGGACGGGACCAACGACGGACCCGCGCUCAAGAAGGCCGACGUCGGAUUCGCCAUGGGCAUCGCCGGCACGGACGUGGCUAAGGAGGCGUCCGACAUCAUCCUGACGGACGACAACUUCUCGUCGAUCGUGAAGGCGGUGAUGUGGGGCCGCAACGUGUACGACUCCAUCGCCAAGUUCCUGCAGUUCCAGCUCACCGUCAACGUGGUGGCCGUCAUCGUGGCCUUCAUCGGAGCCUGCGCCAUCCAGGACAGCCCGCUCAAGGCGGUCCAGAUGCUGUGGGUGAACCUGAUCAUGGACACGCUGGCGUCCCUGGCGCUGGCCACGGAGAUGCCGACCCCGGACCUGCUGCAGCGGAAGCCAUACGGACGGACCAAGCCCCUCAUCUCGCGCACCAUGAUGAAGAACAUCCUCGGACAGGCCAUCUAUCAGCUCUUCAUCAUAUUCAUGCUGUUGUUUGUCGGCGACAAGAUGCUGAACAUCCCGUCGGGCCGGUACCAGCCGCUGGGCUCGGAGCCGACGCAGCACUUCACCAUCAUCUUCAACACGUUCGUGAUGAUGACCCUCUUCAACGAGAUCAACGCCAGGAAGAUCCACGGCCAGCGGAACGUGUUCGAGGGACUCUUCACCAACCCCAUCUUCUAUUCCAUUUGGGUCGGGACUGCGCUGUCGCAGGUGGUCAUCAUCCAGUUCGGCGGCAUGGCGUUCAGCACGGCGGGACUCACGAUAGAUCAGUGGCUGUGGUGCUUGUUCUUCGGAGCGGGGACCUUGGUUUGGGGCCAGCUCGUCACCACGCUACCCACUAGGAAAAUACCCAAGACCCUCUCGUGGGGUCGCGGGCAGGCCGGCCAGGAGUGCGCCCCCGCGCCGGACUACGACAACGAGCUCGACAAGAAGCCGCGCGCCGGACAGAUCCUCUGGAUCCGCGGACUCACGCGCCUACAGACGCAGGUGAUAGGUGGCGAGUUACAAGAACGGUUGAUACCGGUCCCCUACAGCAAGACAUCCACAGAUCAAGCUGUAAGACUCUUUAUGGGACAGAAUGCUGUUUCACUCACCUCUACUGUUUUUAUGUUCUUUGAGUUUCGUUUACGUUUUGAUUUUUGCGUUUUUUGGUUGUUUUUUAUUUAUUUCAUAAUAUGUUCAAAUGUUAAUACUGUACUCUUUAUCUAUCGAUACCUUUACAAUACUAUCCGCUCUGUAUGUUUCCCACUCGCUUUAGGUUUCCACGUGCGAUGCCUGCUUGUGUCAGUCCAGCGUCCUAUGGGACUGUUUAUUGUCACUCGUGCUUCCGUGCAGACCCGCCGCUGUUUCUUUAUCUGGAUGUUUGCAACAAGCGGGCACCCGCAGAUGCAUGACCGCCGAACAUCAUGUUGCACGCAUUCUGUCGCAUGCGCUGUUAUAUCAUGUGUUACGUCCAUUAAGGGGUGACGUUUGAAAUGUCGUGUCUAUGUCCAAUUGACGAAUGUUUGACCAAAUUCGGUUUGGACAAACAUUUCGAUACAACAUAAUGUGUUUUAGAUGCCAGAAUCGACUUCAAUUAUUUGUUUCUUUGAAUUUUCAUUGUGAAUAAUGUAUUUAGUCAUAACGUUAGUUGAAGUCGAUUCAUUUUUAAUUUCGAUGUUAAAUAUAACUGAAUGACUUUAUGUUUUGGUGUUUAAUUAAUUAUUUGUAUGUGUAUUCCCGGACAGUGCGAGAUUUAUGUAUUAAAUAAAUACAUUAACAAAUAUAAACUAGGGAAAGGGGCAUAGAUUUCUCGAAUGUUAAAUUCAAUUUUAAUUUAUAUUUAAUGAGAAAACGAUAGUAGUACCGGGUUUCCUGAGACGGCGUAAAAAAACGCUUCGCAUAUGUUAUGUUGGCACUCAUACCUCAUCGCGUAGUAAUUAUAUUUGUUUGCGUCAUAUGCACCAGUUUACCGCGACCUCCAGGUCUCGAGUGUCGAUCUGUAACACCAGGGGUUCGUCACGGAAAGCUUCCUAAACUUAUCAUCUCGAUUUAGAGCAAUUCAUAUUUUGAAUAUAAUAAAAAGCUUUUAGUUGAAAGAUAUAUAUUUGUCCAUACAUAAAGUGUAUUUAGGCUUGAGUGAGGCGGGGAAGUGCCCGAGACAGGGUCGGGCAUGCUUGGAGACUUCGCGCUUAGGAGAAUCGGAGAUCGAUGUUGCUUCGUAUGAUGUGCAGUGUACCGGCAGAUCUAUAGAGCUUUGGUCGCGUAGCUCACAUACGAGUAGAGGUGAUUGUACAAAUGCAGUCACAGAGUCCCCUCGCAGCACAGAUGUCUGUAUUCAGAGCAGAGCGGCGCCCUCCCUAGUGUCUGCAUGUCGCCACGGCGCGCACCACCCCAUUCUCUCAUCUGUGACUGGAAUUUUGAAUUACCUAACGCUUUCUUGCCUCUUUUUUAUGGCUCGGUGUGCUUACAUUUGUACUAACUACAGUUCCUCCGGCUGAGUCACGCGACGCGCCGCGCCCACACGCUGCCUUACGAUCUUACACAUUACUGUUCUUCAUCAUUACUGAAGCAAACAUUUAAAGUUCAAGAAUUCGACUGGUAUUUACAACCUUUAACUUUCACCACUAACAGAUAAGAUCACUUUUCCAUCUCAAGUAACACUUUUUAUUAAGGGUAUCUAUAAUCUGUGUAAAUUUGUCAUGUGAGUUAUUUCUUUCCACCCUUGCAUACGUUCAGUCCAAGAUUACUUUAGAGGUCCUCGAGAAUCAGAGGUAGGGUUCGCACGGUUGUAAGUACCAGGCAUGUCGUGGCGUGUCGUGGCGCGGCGCGGCGUGACGGGGCGGGGCGGGACGGAGGCGCGCAGUAACACGGCACGCGGGUGUCGCAGAUCCGCGUGGUGAACGCGUUCCGGCAGGGGCUGGACUCGCGCGGCUCGCUGGCGGACGCGGCGCUGGCGGAGGCGCUCCGGAAGCAGACGGCGCUCUCGAAGCGGUACUCGCAGUCCU
Messenger RNA from Bombyx mandarina (wild silkworm), 6115 nucleotides. It is a transcript of the gene PMCA, whose product is annotated as plasma membrane calcium-transporting ATPase 3. The record is from RefSeq and is a predicted model, not a curated record. Gene Ontology annotation, molecular function: ATP binding; P-type calcium transporter activity; ATP hydrolysis activity. Gene Ontology annotation, biological process: calcium ion transmembrane transport; regulation of cytosolic calcium ion concentration. NCBI's taxonomy places the organism in Eukaryota, Metazoa, Arthropoda, Insecta, Lepidoptera, Bombycidae. Gene Ontology annotation, cellular component: plasma membrane; intracellular membrane-bounded organelle.